Messenger RNA from Diceros bicornis minor, 2731 nucleotides. RefSeq names its product calcium homeostasis modulator family member 2 (gene CALHM2). Lineage: Eukaryota; Metazoa; Chordata; Mammalia; Perissodactyla; Rhinocerotidae. Gene Ontology annotation, molecular function: monoatomic cation channel activity. The record is from RefSeq and is a predicted model, not a curated record.
AUUCCCUUUCUUUUCCCUGCAGCAUCCCUAAGAGGAGAGCAAGGACCAGAACGAUUUAUCCUCUUUUCACAGAUGAGGACACUGAACUGAGACAAAAGUCAUGAAGUAUGUUGAGAGCCAGGAUCUCCUAAACCAGCCCAGAGCCUGAGGCCUCCAAAAUGAAAAGGUUCUUAUAAACUCCAGGGAUGCUGCCCCAGGCUCAUCACUGACUCAAGGCCCCUUCCUCGACCCCACCCCACAUCACAGGGUCAAGUCCAAGUCCCUUUUCCACUAGGAUACCCACUCCAGCUUUUAUACCCACAGGGCUAGAGGCCUUGAGGACAUACCCUCCAAAUAGUCCUAGGUCUCUCAGUAUAUCAGCACUACCUGGAAUCCCAAAGGGAAAGCCAGUCAACAUCCCACACUCCCCAAUGCCACAGGGCCAUUCCUAAUCCCUGCCUCAAGGGAAGCUUGUGGUACUGACAAGAACCUAAGUGUCUGAGGGAGACAGACCUGAGCUUGAAUCUCAGCUCUGUCACUUAUAUGUGACCCUGGCAAGCCACCCCCCUCCAGGAAGCCUCCACCUUCUCUAUGUACACUAGGGAUAUGACAGCUCAUAUCCCUACAGUGUGGGAUCCUGAGGAUGGGCAACAAGGGAUGUAAAGUGCCUGACACACAGUAGGAGCUCAGUGAACAGUGGCUACUGUCAUUCCUCCCGGGCCUCAGGGCUUCCCGAGUCUCCUUCCUUUCUCACCAGCCAGGCCUCAAUCCCUGUUUUCAGAGGCAAACAUUUAUCAGUCACCUACUGUUCCACAGGAAGCACCAGGCCGGCCACUGUAGGGGAUAAAUGGCAAGAUUGUGCCCUGCCUUCAGGUGCCCACCAGCCUGAGCUCCUUCCUAGUGCCACCAGGAACCAUUGAUCCCAGUCUCCUGCUGCCUCCACCCCUGCAGUCAGUCCCCCAGUCAACCUGUCACCAUGGCAGCCCUGAUUGCAGAAAACUUCCGCUUCCUAUCGCUCUUCUUCAAGAGCAAGGAUGUGAUGAUUUUCAACGGACUGGUGGCACUGGGCACAGUGGGCAGCCAGGAGCUGUUCACUGUGGUGGCUUUCCAUUGCCCUUGCUCGCCAGCCCGAAACUACCUGUACGGGCUGACAGCCAUUGGUGUGCCUGCCCUGGCACUAUUCCUCAUCGGUGUCAUCCUCAACAACCACACCUGGAACCUAGUUGCCGAGUGCCAGUACCGGAGGACCAAGAACUGCUCAGCUGCCCCCAACUUCCUCCUCCUAAGCUCCAUCCUGGGCCGUGCGGCUGUGGCCCCUGUCACCUGGUCUGUCAUCUCCCUGCUGCGCGGUGAGGCCUAUGUCUGUGCUCUCAGCGAGUUCGUGGACCCCUCCUCACUCACGGCCGGGGAAGAGGGCUUCCCACCAGCCCACGCCACAGAAAUCCUGGCCAGGUUCCCUUGUGGGGAGGGCCCUGCCAACCUGUCAGGCUUCCGGGAGGAGGUCAGCCGCAGACUCAAGUACGAGUCCCAGCUCUUCGGGUGGCUGCUCAUCGGCGUGGUGGCCAUCCUGGUGUUCCUGACCAAGUGCCUCAAGCAUUACUGCUCGCCACUCAGCUACCGCCAGGAGGCCUACUGGGCGCAGUACCGCGCCAACGAGGACCAGCUCUUCCAGCGCACGGCCGAGGCGCACUCGCGGGUGCUGGCUGCCAGCAACGUGCGCCGCUUCUUCGGCUUCGUGGCACUCAACAAAGACGAUGAGGAGCUGGUUGCCAAGUUCCCAGUGGAAGGCACACAGCCUCGGCCACAGUGGAACGCCAUCACCGGCGUCUACUUGUACCGUGAGAACCAGGGCCUCCCACUCUACAGCCGCCUGCACAAGUGGGCCCAGGGUCUGGCGGGCAAUGGCACAGCCCCGGACAACGUAGAGAUGGCCCUGCUUCCCUCCUAAGGGGCCUGUUCCCACGCUCUUUGCAAAUGACAGAACUUGGUCCCAAACUGAACCCCACUGCCAGCUCAUAUCAGCAUCUGAAGAUUUUUUUUUUUAACCAUAGCUUUUUGGGCAAACAGGCCAGGAGAAAGGCACACAAGGUAACCUAGGGUGCGGAGGAGAGCUAGCAGACAACAUAGUCAGCUCAGACAGGAAGGCUCUCAGACCUGAAGAAACCCCUCUCCUGUUGCCACCAGUCACUUGGUCAACAGCGUUGGUGAAAAGACCCUUUCCCGGAACUGGUCCUUCAUUAACUACAAUGUGGAUGACCUUUUACUGGUGGGACUCCCAGGCUGGGAAGCCCUGCCAGCAGAGCCAGGUGACAAUGAAACUCACCAGUAGGCUCCUCGUAUAGGAUAUUGUGCAGUUAAUUUGUGUGGAAUUACAUACAGACAGCUGCCUUCCAAUGUAUGCCUCUGGCUUUACUUUGUAUACUUAAAUUUUUGAUAAAGCUUUUCUUAGUAUAAAGGACUAUCUUGGUGUCUGCAUGAUUGGAUAAGCCAUGCCACAGCAGGCUGGUAGUCAUGGGGACAGGCCCAAAUCCUAUCCCUUGUGGGAGGGAAGGGGACAGAGAGACUCCGGGCAAGACUAAAAUGGACGGAUGGGAGGGCAAGGGUGCAGGGAGAGCCAGGUGCUCCCUCCCACAUGUGGGAAGGCCUUGGGGUUGAUGAUCCCUUGGCAACUGGAUUCAGUCAUCUGAUUUGAUCUGGGAGACAGACAGAGCCUGGCCUUUCUCAGAGGGAAGCUCAACUUAAAUUUCAUGAA